Microplitis demolitor is the source of this 1046-nucleotide messenger RNA. RefSeq lists its product as uncharacterized. NCBI's taxonomy places the organism in Eukaryota, Metazoa, Arthropoda, Insecta, Hymenoptera, Braconidae. The transcript has 2 exons. The record is from RefSeq and is a predicted model, not a curated record. The coding region runs from base 8 to 907 and encodes 299 amino acids.
UAACGCUAUGGAGUAUUUGAUACCCUUUCUUCUCACUGCCCAGUAUUCAAUAAAUGAUCCAAAUGUUUACUACGCGCCCGAAUAUGUAUUCAACUUCACUAAAAAUUGGGAAAGGCACUACGACAAUUCAACAGUCGGCCACGGAAAUAUUUUGACGAUACUGAAAUGUCAAAAUUCAUCGCUUACAAGUAUAAUUUGUUUUGUAGAAAAUUCAUGGACUCAAACGUACAUUGAAGUACCUGGUGGUACUACAAAACCUUCGGAGCCAAAAUUCGUACGUGAAAACUGUGAAAAAAAUUCAAAUCGCGGACUGUGCGAGCCGUUUGAAAUAGUGUUCGAUAAAAAUGGAGUGACCGAAUUGGUGGCGCCCAACGAUACUGACAAAUCAAUUUAUGGAUCCUGGUGGGAAAUGGCCAAUCAGCUUAAUGUUUUGUGGAUCACCAAAAUAGAUCUUGGUGGGCAACUGGUUCCCAGUUUAGAAUCGACAAUUCAUGGGAAAUGCAACGCGACUAUCAAGGCGAGCAAAGAAAAACUGGGGAUUGAAUAUUUGGACAAAAGUAAAAAAUUUUAUAGGUUUAAAAUUGACAUUGACGGCGGGUUUGAUGGAAUGAGAUUAAUUUACAAAAAAACACGAGAUGUCAAAACCUGCACGCGGGGUAAAAAAGUUUUGAUGGCGGAUGCUAACUCAUUUUUGAUUUAUUCUCUGGAGAUGGCGAUGAUGAGAGUUGUUGUGUCCGAGUAUGAAUUUUCUUCCAUGUUCGAAGAUGAAAUUUCGUUCAUCCUACCGGAUAUGGAAACGGUUAUUAAUCAUCACAAAAUUGGGUUGACGCUUACUGAGAUUGGGAUCGCUGGAGAUAAAAUUCCACCAGUUAAAAAUCCUAAAUCUAAUCUGUUUACCAGUGGGUGAAAUCCUUGGUAUUAAUUCUAAAAUAUAAUAAUAACAAUAAUAAUAAUUAUAUAAAUAGAUUUGUAAUAGAGGGCGCUGCAAAAUUAUUUGAAAUGUUCAAUCGAUGUACCUGUGGUUAAGGGAAAAUUUAUUUGAUGAA